AUGAUUCUUAAUGGCACCACUUCUGAUUUGGAAGUAGGAAAGGAAAUCCAAAUAACUACAUUAGAUGACAAUCUUAGAGACUACCAAGUCAAAUUAAUUGCAUUAGGUUCAUGUAUUGGUAGUGGUUUAUUUAUUUCCAGUGCUUCUGCUCUUUCUACCGCUGGACCAGCAGGUUGUAUCAUCGGUUAUGUUAUUGUUGCUUUCCUCAUUUUCUUCAUUGUUCAAGCAUUGGGAGAAUUGACCAGUUCUUACCCAGUUAGAGGUAACUUUUUAGCCUACAGUACCAAAUUCAUUGACGAAUCUUGGGGGUUCGCAAUGAACUGGAACUAUUGUUUGCAAUGGUUGGUAACUACUCCUCUUUCAUUAGUUUCUGCAUCUUUAACAAUUGAAUUCUGGCACACGGAGGUAAACACAGCAGUCUUCGUUGCUAUCUUCUAUGUCAUCAUUUGCAUCAUCAACAUCUUUGGGGUUAGAGGCUACGGCUAUGGAGAAUCUUUCUUUUCUGUUAUCAAAGUAGUCGGUAUUCUUGGCUUCUGUGUUUUGGCAAUUGUUCUCAUUGCUGGAGGUGGAGAACAAGGAUACAUUGGUGCAAAGUUUUGGCACAAUCCAGGUGCAUUUGCUAACUCGUUCCAUGGUGUUUGCAACACAUUGGUCAAUGCAACUUUUAGUUUCGCUGGUACAGAGUUAGUAGCUAUUGCCGCUGCUUCUUCUCCUAACCCUCGUAGAGCCUUGAAUAAGGCACUCAAACAAAUUUUUUGGAGAAUCACUGUGUUCUAUAUGCUUGCCAUCAUUUUAAUUUGUUUCUUGGUUCCAUACAACGAUCCGUCGUUGAUGGGUAACUCAGGCUCUUCUGCUUCUCCUUUUGUGAUUGCAAUUAAAAACGGUGGCAUCAAAGCAUUACCGUCUAUCUUUAAUGUCAUCAUUUUGCUUGCAGUACUUUCAGUUGCUAAUGCGAGCGUCUUUGCUUCUUAUAGACCCUUGGUUGCUUUAGCUGAAGCAGGCCAUGGUCCAAAGUUUUUGGCUUAUGUAGACAAAAAAGGAAGACCAAUCUACUCUAUCAUGAUUGCUUUAGCGUUUGGGUUGAUUGGGUUUGUGUGUGCCUCGUCGCAACAGGCUACUGUAUUCAAUUGGCUUUUGGCUCUCAGUGGUCUUUCUACCAUUUUCAUUUGGUUUUCUAUCUCAUUGGCUCAGGUCAGAGUCAAUUAUGCUUGCAAAGUGCAAGGUAUUUCCACCGAUAAUGUUCCGUUCAAAGCCAUGGGAGGCGACUACGGUGCUUACUUUUCGAUGUUUGUUAACAUUUUGAUCUUGAUUGCCCAAUUUUACGUUGCCUUGUACCCAGUCGGAGGAGAAAAGUUGAACGCCAACACAUUUUUCCAAGCUUAUCUUGCGGCUCCAGUGGUUCUAUUCUUUUACAUUAUCCACAAGGUGUGGACUAGAAACUGGAGCUUGUACAUAAAGGCUGACCAAAUUGAUGUUACUACCGGAAGAAACAUUAUUGAUAUGGAUCUUGUAACCCAAGAAUUGUACGAGGAAAAGACUCGUAUGAAAGAACAGCCGUGGUACUCUCGUUUCUUCAACUUUUGGUGUUAA
Molecule: messenger RNA, 1590 nt
Organism: Scheffersomyces stipitis CBS 6054
Lineage: Eukaryota; Fungi; Ascomycota; Pichiomycetes; Serinales; Debaryomycetaceae
Exons: 3
Coding region: 1-1590 (529 amino acids)
Biological process (GO): amino acid transmembrane transport
Cellular component (GO): membrane
Molecular function (GO): amino acid transmembrane transporter activity
Source: RefSeq, a predicted model, not a curated record